This is a messenger RNA of Peromyscus californicus insignis, 2369 nucleotides long. It is a transcript of the gene Tmem175, whose product is annotated as transmembrane protein 175. Gene Ontology annotation, cellular component: lysosome; endosome. Gene Ontology annotation, molecular function: potassium ion leak channel activity; proton channel activity. The record is from RefSeq and is a predicted model, not a curated record. Bases 506 to 2173 code for a protein of 555 amino acids. NCBI's taxonomy places the organism in Eukaryota, Metazoa, Chordata, Mammalia, Rodentia, Cricetidae. The transcript is spliced from 14 exons.
CUUCCGAGAGGUGCAGAGAGGGGCGGUCGCUAUCUGGCCCUAACCUCGUCCCGUCGCUUCUGCUGGCCCGAGUCACGACUGCUUUCGCCGGGUCCAGCCUCCGUGGCUGGGGCGUCGCGGGACGUUGGGCGCGUGCAGCGGACCGUCCCAGAGCCCGCCGCUCGCGCCUGACGCCUCAAGGUAUGGGGGAGGAUGAACUAGUUGCUAACAUUAAGACUGAAAAACGUUAAGUUUAAAAGAAAAAAAAAAAAAACAACUUCACAACGUGUGUAGAAAAAUCACCUGGCAGUACUGGACCCAGAAUCCUGUGUGAUGUCAACCACCUAGAGCUGCCCACUUUAGAUAGGGUCUCUCUACAUAGCCCAGGCUGUCCUGGAACUCACUAUAUAGAACAAGCUGGCCUCAAACUUGAAGAGAUCUGCCUGUGUCUUGUCUCCCAAGGGACUAAAGUGCUGGAGAUAGAACCCAGGACAUCAUAUGUGUAAGCCCAUGUCUCUACAUUGAAAUGGCUGAAGUCCACAGGGUUGGCCACCUGAUCCCACUGAUAUGCUCAGAGCUACACUUAUUCCCAGGCUGCUGUGACAACUCGGUGGCCCCACCAUGUCCAGGCGUCAGGCCCAGGAGCAGGCAGUGGAUUCUGAGGGAGACUCAUCCCUAUACAGGAGAGACGAGGAGGGGACCCAGAGCUCCCACCGCAUGCUGGGCUUCAGUGAUGCACUGCUAUCCAUCAUCGCCACUGUCAUGGUCAGUGUUGGGCCCACCUCAAACCCACCCCUGGUUUCUGCAGCAGCGUCAGAUGCCCAAGCCUUUCAUGAAGAUCCUGCCUGUGACCCACACAGAGAUCUCACCAGAACAGCAAUUUGACAAAAGUAUACAGAAACUUCUAGCUACUAGGAUUGCAGUCUACCUGAUGACAUUUCUGAUCGUAACUGUGGCAUGGGCAGCACAUACCAGAUUGUUCCAGGUUGUUGGGAAAAUAGAUGAUACACUUGCCUUGCUCAACCUGGCCUGUAUGAUGACCAUCACCCUUCUACCCUACACAUUUUCUCUAAUGGUGACGUUCCCUGAUGUGCCCCUGGGCAUCUUCCUGUUCUGCAUGUGUGUGAUUGCCAUUGGAUCUGUGCAGGCACUAAUUGUAGGGUAUGCUUUCCACUUCCCACACCUGCUGAGUCCACAGAUCCAGCACUCUACACACAGGGCCCAGUCCCGGCGGCAUAUCCUGCGCCUAGUCCUCCGUGGCCCAGCACUGUGUUUUGUUGCAGCUGUCUUUUCACUCUUCUUCUUUCCCUUGUCAUAUGUGCUGAUGGUGACUGUCAUCUUCCUCCCUCAUAUCAGCAAGGCUACCGCCUGGUGCAAAGACAAGCUCAUGGGCCACAGGGAGUCUCCAGCUCACAAUGUGGAGCCCUUCAGUAUUGAUCUGCAUGCGCCCCUCAGCAAAGAACGGGUGGAAGCUUUCAGUGACGGUGUCUAUGCCAUCGUGGCCACACUCCUCAUCCUGGACAUCUGUGAGGACAACGUUCCGGAUCCCAAGGAUGUGCAAGAGAAAUUCAGUGGCAGCCUUGUGACUGCCCUGGGUGCAUAUGGGCCACAAUUCCUGGCAUACUUCGGCUCCUUUGCUACAGUGGGUCUGCUCUGGUUUGCCCAUCAUUCACUCUUCCUGCAUGUCCGGAAGGCUACACAGACCAUGGGGCUAUUCAACAUACUGUCACUGGCCUUUGUGGGUGGCCUCCCUCUGGCCUACCAGCAGACCUCAGCUUUUGCCCGACAGCCCCGCGAUGAGCUUGAGCGUGUGCGUGUCAGCUGUGCCAUCAUCUUCUUGGCCAGCAUCUUCCAGUUUGCCAUCUGGACUGCAGCCCUGCUACACCAGACAGAAACACUGCAGCCAGCUGUGCAGUUUGGUGGGCAGGAGCAUGCUUUCAUGUUUGCCAAGCUUGCACUGUACCCCUGUGCCAGCCUGCUGGCCUUUGCUGCCACCUGCCUGCUGAGCCGGUUCAGCACAGCCAUCUUCCACCUCAUGCAGAUUGCAGUGCCCUUUGCCUUCCUGCUGCUCCGUCUCCUUGUACGCCUUGCCCUGGCAGGCCUUCACGUCCUAUGGGAACUCCGGCCAGAGCACCUUCAACCAGACCAGGGUGAACCUGAGGCACAGUCUCAGCUUUUGCCUGCCCCCUGCUAAUGCCAAGGAAGCUACACCUGCCCAUCCCAGGCAUACUGUAAGGGGUCCUAUGGAGAUGGCUCAGUAGAAGUUUAUUGUGACUCUGGGGCUAUGGUUUUAUUGGCCUGGAUAUUGUGUACAUUGUGAAAUGUCAAGAUCUAUUUCAAGAGUAUGAACAUUGUUCACAUUUUGCAAUGAGAGAUUUCAUGGGAACUAA